AUGAGACCUACCCAGAUCCUUCGCGGGGGCGGUGCGCCCGACCCCAAGACCGGACACUAUAUUGGUGACUGGGGCUCCAUUGGUGGUGCCAACAAGCAGAAGGGCAUUGUCCAGUGGGGUCUCUCUGCCAACCGCCAGAACCCAUUUGCUGGCGCGACCUACGAUGCUGUCUUCAACACCUUCCGCCGCACCAAGUCCCAGAUCUUCUACUGGCUCCCCGCCGCUUUUGCCGGCUACUACAUCCUGAACUGGGCCACUGAGCGCAACCAUUAUCUCAACUCCAAGGCCGGUCGCGCUGAGUUUGCGGACGAGGAAUAG
Messenger RNA from Emericellopsis atlantica, 318 nucleotides. RefSeq names its product cytochrome b-c1 complex subunit 8. The coding region runs from base 1 to 318 and encodes 105 amino acids. The record is from RefSeq and is a predicted model, not a curated record. The transcript is spliced from 4 exons. Lineage: Eukaryota; Fungi; Ascomycota; Sordariomycetes; Hypocreales; Bionectriaceae. Gene Ontology annotation, biological process: mitochondrial electron transport, ubiquinol to cytochrome c.